UAUGUUUAUACACACACAUAGUUGUAGUGUUUUGUUUAUACUGAGAAACUCGGAAAAUAUUCUGUACAACAGGAUUGAUUCAUUUAAUAUGUAGAAUCUAGAUGGAUUAUUUUGCAUAUUUUUGGAUACUCAGUAAAUCUCACUGACAUUCAAAGAUAGAAGCCAUAGGAGUGGUAAACCUUAGGAUAACAACUCGUAUAGACAUUACACCAGCCCAUUGAACUGUUGAAGCAAAUUAAUGAGAGGGAAUAAUGGCGCAACAGAUGUCACGUGAUGAUUGUGAUUGUACAGAAGUAUUAAUGGCGGGUGUACCAUAUAACUUUGACGACAGGGCAGGUCGAUGGAGCCCAUGGAAUUUAUCAAACUUUAUAGACGGAGCAGAAUUCCUUGGCAGAAAGACAGGACAUUUUAUGGAUUAUAAAACCAUAAAAACGGAGAAUACGAUGUACGCAAGAAUAUUACAGACUAUGACCAUUAAUCCUAUGGUGUACACGUAUAACUUUCUGAAAAAGGCACAACUCAAAAUCACCACGAAUCUUGAGAAAGUUGGUAAUACUUCAGUGAUCAUAAGAUCUAAACUGUCCGAUGUAUUAUCUGAAACUAUUUUGGCGGAUAGAUAUAUUAAAGUUGUACAGAUCAGUGCAAAAACACGCAAACCAGUCAAAUACCCGGAGUGGUUCGAACAGAAAUAUUCCUAUCUUAAAGAAACACCUGUGCCACAGUACCUUAUGUUUAAAUCUGAGAUACCAGAAGCUCCUGCUGGUUGUUUCAUUUAUAAAACUAUUGUCCGUUACAGUGACCUGGACUAUAAUGCCCACACAAAUCAAAGUGUAUAUGUCAAAAUGUGCCUGGAUUGUGCGACCGCUGCCAGUUGUAAAGGUCUACUCGUAUCGUUUAAUAGAGAUAUUAGUUUAUAUCCUCUUGUAUAUUUCGACGUGCGUUAUUUAGGAGAAACGUUUACUGGUGACGAACUUAAGGUUUGCCUUUGGCAGGAAGACUCGGACCCGUCUAUCUUAAAAUUCAUCAUAUGUAGGAACGAAAGAAAAAAAGUUAAUUAUACCACCUUUAGGUUUAAUCUCCAAACGACAGUCUCGGAAUUUACACGGAAUGUUUCUAAACUAUGACCCCUACAGUAUCAGAAUUCACAAGUUUUCAACUCGGAAUAUUAUACGUAAUAUCUGAAUCUACACGUUGAAAACUCUAAAUCCAACAGUAUAUCACUAUUCAGAGAAAGUUUCAGAAGUUCUACAGUAUCAUAAUUCAACAGAUGUAAACUCUGAUUUCUAGAGUUUUAGAAUUCAUGCAUAAUAUUUCUGAACUCUGAAUUCUAUACAACUCGAAAUUUUACAAUGGAUAUUAAUUGUUAAGCAGACUGUAAACGGAUCAUCAUGCAUAAUACUUGCUCUUUUUGAGUGAAACAUUUUGUAAUCUCUCUCUGUAACAAAUGGCAACAUUCAUGUUUUUUUUGUGUAUUUUUUUUUAUCCCCUUUUGUAGAUAUUGCAUUUAGGAAAAGUCUGUUUACAUUGUUAGGUUCAUGUUUAUAAUCACAGAAAGAAACAGUUCAUAGUGUCAUUAUAAAAGAAACAGUUCAAAGUGGCAUUAUAUAAAAACAGUUCUGUGAAAUUCAGUCUGUGAAUCUGAUUGUCAGUUGUGGAUGUUCGCAUCUGUCAUUGAAAUGAUAAUUAUUAAAAAUACAAUUUA
Mytilus trossulus (common blue mussel) is the source of this 1702-nucleotide messenger RNA. RefSeq lists its product as uncharacterized. The transcript is spliced from 3 exons. NCBI's taxonomy places the organism in Eukaryota, Metazoa, Mollusca, Bivalvia, Mytilida, Mytilidae. The record is from RefSeq and is a predicted model, not a curated record. Bases 252 to 1124 code for a protein of 290 amino acids.